AAGUAAAUACAUAUAUAAGUAUAGAAGUACAUUGGCUUUUACGAGAGAACAUUAUUCUUAAUUAUAUUUAUUAUAUAAUACAUCGUAAUAAGAUUAAAAUAAUAUAGUGCACAUCGUUGUUUGGCCAUUAUGCAAAGAAAAUUUCUGUAUAUUAAGUGGUUUUUAGUGUUGUUAACGAUUGUGCAAAUAAAUGGGAGAACUUCAAAUUUCCAGAAAAUAAAAUACAUGGGCACUUCGCUCGGAAGGGCUGAGGAAGAAAUGCUAGAGAAUAAAGAACAAUAUGAAAAAGAGUUUACAAGAGUUAAAGAGGAGUAUCGACAAUUUGUAAAAAUUUUUAAAAAUGGGAAUAUCAAAUAUUUUGAGUUUGGAAAUAUCAAAGAUUCUAUUCGAGACAUAGUAAAUACAAUUAAAGAAUCUGUAAAAAUAUUGUUAGCGGCCGAAUCUAGUGCACACAAUGAACCUAUUCCAACAACUGAAGAUAUUAUAUACAACAUGCUAUCAAUAGCAGCAUGUACAGCUUGGUUCGCAGAUAUUUAUUAUAAUUUUCCGGAAAUAACUACAGAGAUCUUAGAAGUUCAAAUUGAUUGGCAUAAUGUAUUAAGUAAAGCUGUGAAAUUUACUCAUUCAAUGGAAACUAUUCUGGAUUCCUCUACUGUUGCUCUAAUUUCUGUAGUUAAAAAACAUUUUCACGAAAACAAACAAGAAUUACAAUUCAAAAUAAGAAAAGCUCCAAAACGUAAAAUUUGGACAUAUUAAGAAUGCACGUUUAAAAAUUUCUUUAGUAAUUUUAAUAAAAUAUAUAAUAUUUAUUACACCAAAAAUUUGAAGUCAAAUAAAUUAUUGAAUAAACACG
Messenger RNA from Polistes canadensis, 853 nucleotides. RefSeq lists its product as uncharacterized. The record is from RefSeq and is a predicted model, not a curated record. The transcript has 3 exons. The coding region runs from base 130 to 756 and encodes 208 amino acids. NCBI's taxonomy places the organism in Eukaryota, Metazoa, Arthropoda, Insecta, Hymenoptera, Vespidae.